Neopelma chrysocephalum (saffron-crested tyrant-manakin) is the source of this 2909-nucleotide messenger RNA. RefSeq names its product small nuclear RNA activating complex polypeptide 3 (gene SNAPC3). Gene Ontology annotation, molecular function: RNA polymerase II cis-regulatory region sequence-specific DNA binding; core promoter sequence-specific DNA binding; bent DNA binding. The record is from RefSeq and is a predicted model, not a curated record. NCBI's taxonomy places the organism in Eukaryota, Metazoa, Chordata, Aves, Passeriformes, Pipridae. Gene Ontology annotation, biological process: snRNA transcription by RNA polymerase II; snRNA transcription by RNA polymerase III. The transcript is spliced from 9 exons. Gene Ontology annotation, cellular component: snRNA-activating protein complex. Bases 1 to 1134 code for a protein of 377 amino acids.
AUGGCGGAGGUGGCACCCGAGUACGAGUCUGCGGAGCUGUGCACGCGCGCGUUCCGCGUGGAUGCGCUAGGCCGCGGGUGGCGGCGGCAGCUCGGCGCGCCCGACCUCUCACUGGCCGAGGCGCAGGAGGAGAAGGAGGAGGCAGACGCGGCCGUGGCGGCGGAGCUGGGCUGCGCGGCGGACACGGCGGCCGAGCUGCGCGCCGUCUGCAGCAUUGAUAUGUUAAUGUCUUCUGAUAAAGAAGAGGACCCAGAUGUUAUUUCUGAAGAUAGCAGUCUGCUAACUCUUCGAAUUAGAAAGAAGGCCUUAGAGAGGAGAGGAGAAACAAUUAUUGUGGAUCGGGCUUGCAGACAAGAAACUCUUGCCUAUGAGAUGGAGUCACAUGCAAUUGGAAAGAGGCCAGACAAUCCAACAGAUAUAGUUGAGGAAGGAGAACUACUUUUAACUCUGAACAUCUUCUAUCCUGUUAUAUUUCAGAAGCAUAAAGAUCACAAACCCUAUCAAACAGUCCUUGUACUGGGCAGCCAGAAGCUCACUGAGCUGAGAGACUCGAUUUCUUGUGUCAGUGACCUCCAGAUAGGUGGUGAGUUCAGUAGUCAGCCAGACCAAGCACCAGAACACAUCAGCAAGGAUCUCUACAAAUCUGCUUUCUUCUAUUUUGAAGGCAUCUUCUAUAAUGAUAGAAGAUACCCAGAGUGCAGAGAUCUGAGCAGAACAAUUAUAGAGUGGUCAGAAUCUCAUGACAGAGGCUAUGAAAAUCUUCAGUCUGUUAAAAUGGAGGACUAUGUAUUUAAUGAUGUGUCCCUUAAAAUUGGCUUUCCAUACCUUUUCUGCCACCAAGGGAACUGUGAGCACAUCAUUAUAAUCACAGAUAUAAGGCUCAUUCAUCGUGAUGACUGUCUGGACAGGAACCUAUAUCCCUUGCUAAUCAAGAAACACUGGCUAUGUACCAGAAAAUGCUUUGUGUGCAAAAUGUACACAGCAAGGUGGGUAACCAACAGAGACAGUCUGGCACCAGAGGAUCCUUGUUUCUUCUGUGAUGUUUGUUUUCGGAUGCUCCAUUACGAUGCAGAAGGCAAUAAACUGGGGGAGUUUCUUGCAUAUCCUUAUGUUGAUCCUGGGAUUUUCAACUGAAACUGCCGUGUGCCAGAGUGAAUUCAGUGAAACUACAUUGUUGAAUCUGUUGGUCUGGCUGUUAAAACCACUGGAGAGCUUGAGUUUUGAGCAUACUGCUGGGUUUUGGGUUAGGUUUGUAACCACCUGAGGUGGAAGGAGCCCUUUGCACUUGAAGUCGUUCUGUUAUGCUUUCUGAUUGUAAAAGUUAAGUUAGCAUGGAAAAAUAUAAUACACUUUUACAACAUUACAGCACUAAAAAUACAGAUGUUUAAGAAGAGAAUGCCUGGCAAAAGAGCCAUGAUUUUGAGAAGUUCUGUGCAUCCAAGGAUCUGUAAACCUCCCAGGAUGAGAACAUGGACAUCUUACCUUGAAAACUCAUCAUCUAUGAACAAGGGUGCAGGGCACUGAAUUUGUAGGGAGGAGAAUGCUUUCUGAGAAAGCAGCUCAGAAUGGAUGGUUAAAUUCUUGGGUCUUGCCUGCAAAUGGGGGUGCUUGUAAUCUGUAAACUACUGCUGUCUGCGGUUUGUGACUCUGAGGACUCAUUCUGUGAAGAGUAAACUACAUUUCACUGAUUAAUGAACUGUAGCCUGCCUUUCAAAUAAUUUUGUUAACUGUUUACAGUGCACAGUGUUCACUGUGCGCUUUUUUUUAAGUAUCAUUCUGUUACUGUAAGUAAUGACAUUUUUUAUUAAAAUGUGACCAAUUUGUACUUCCUGUAGUCUGAUGUUAAGCUGAAGCUCUGUCAAGACAGAAUGUACUUUUUUUUUAAAGUCUUCUGGAAUUAAGAGGAUUAUUACUGGAGUUCUUUGCAAGUUAGGAAAGUUUGUAGUGCUAACUGCUUUUCUUUUGAAAACCUCAGCUAAUUCUCGUUAGUGUAAAGACAGCUUACUCUGACAAUCUGCAUACAGCAAAGUGACAAACUGAAUUCUGUUCAGGUCCUGUAGCUGCAGAUUCUGCCAGAGCUUACUUGAUUAUCUUAGAUGUCCUGAAACAAAGGUAUCUUGAGCAUUUGCAGGACUCCAGUGAUCACUCACAUACCUCUCUGCUUUCUGGUGGUGUAUUAGGUCACAUGAAUAUAAAUCUGUGCUUUUUUUAGGAACAAAAGAAAAAAGGUUAGUUUUUUUUUUCUGCUUGUAAGCCAGCCAGCUGUUGGUCUAUGUAUUUUAGUACAUCAAGCACUGAUAACAGCAGGUGGUGAUAGUUCUUUUAUCCUACAGGAAUCUGCAAAAAACAGAGUGCCUUGCCCACCACAACUGUUGCAAGUUCAGCUGUUGAAGCUAGACUGCUUUGUGGUGCUGAUGUUUAAAAAAGCCCCCGCAACAGAGCUCUGGUUGCAACUGCAACUUCAGUAUUUGCCUCAUAAGCUGCUACUCUUCAUCUCUCCCCCACCACCUCCUCUUUCAGCUGUCUCCCAGAAAUAUAUGGACUUCCCAGUCCUCUUCAGUGGAUCUUGGAUCAUAAAGACAGCAUAAUUUCUAAAUAUAUUGUUUGCUUGUUUGAUGGCUUCUUAUGCUGAGUUCAGCAUAAGUUCUGUGCAGUCAGGUUUUUGUCUGGGGGUUUCUUCCUUUAGCUGUAGGCAAAAGGGAGUGGCCAAAAUGUGAAUUUAUUCUUUCAUUAAAAUAAUUUGCCUCAGUAUGCUCUCUCACCCAACCCACUUACCUUCUUUCCAUUAAAAAAGUUGCUGUCAAAUAUAUUUCAUAAUUGGUGUCCCUGCAAAUUAAGAAAUUUUAGAGGGCCAGUGCCAUACUUCCAGUCAGGCAGAGAGAAGCUGGCUACACUCUGGGUGUGGGAGU